Molecule: messenger RNA, 1507 nt
Organism: Dendronephthya gigantea
Lineage: Eukaryota; Metazoa; Cnidaria; Anthozoa; Malacalcyonacea; Nephtheidae
Exons: 8
Coding region: 122-1507 (461 amino acids)
Source: RefSeq, a predicted model, not a curated record
UCACCUAUUCUAAAACGCUAUAGAGCGUAUAUUCUAAAAUUUAGAACAGCGCUCGAUAGCGUCACUGAGUUGCAACCUGAGCAACCCACAACGGGCAUUUGCCCGCGAAGACAACAUCAACAUGGCGCCCAAGCGAACUCGAAGUGGUAGUGUGAAUAAACCAAAACGUUUUAAACCCGUUAAACUGCGCGUGCUUUCAGUUUCCACAAGUGGAAGCAAACGUGCCGGUAGCAUCUUUCUGAAAACAUCAUCAGACAAUGUUUCAAGUGCUCAUGGUGAUGAGAUAUCUACCAGCAAUUUGCCCUCGCUCUCGAUGGAUACCGAUCAUGAUGAUCAUGGCGAUGAUCGUGAUGAUAAUGGCGAUAUUCUUGGUGACCGUAGUACUUCUGACUUAUCACAACAUCAGUCAAGACGAUUACGGCAAUACAGACAAUGGGAAGAAGUCAGGGAGAAGCUUGUUAAAUCUCGCUACGAACGAAAUGCUUUCACAGCCAACGAUGUACAGUGCUGUGAUUGCACAGCAUUCGCCGAAACUCGUUGCCUCGACUGUGGUCACGAUAUUUAUUAUUGCAGAAACUGUGCAAUUAACAGUCACAACACAAGGAAUCACUUCCAUGUUUUAGAAAUAUUUAAGGAUGGCUGUUUUCUACCAUUCUUUGUUGACCAGAAACCAUUGAGCUUAUGGCAUCAAAGGAAUUGUCCUACAUCUUGUGCCAGAAUUGUUGCAUGCAUUGAUCAACACGGGCGACAGCAUCAGAAGCAAAUCCUUUUUUGUGAAUGUGAAAGUGAUGUCGUGACCCUAUGGAAGAUGCAUUUAUGGCCUAACUCUGCAAAACGCCCUAUUGUAGCUUAUCACAUAAAGCUGAUGGAGUUGGCAGAAGCACUUGUUUUGGAAUGUCAAGUUUCUCUGCAAAAGUUCUGUGACAUGUUGACUGUCCUCAAUAAAUCAACUCUUUUCCCAAAAUGGGUGAAAAAUGUUUACUCUGGUCUCAACAGCGAUUCCUUUGAUGAAUUUAGAUAUCACCAGUAUAUGAUGAGAGAUGGUUCACCAUAUUGGCAAAAAACCCCAGAAAUUUCUAGAAGUAUCUGCCCUCUUUGUCCUAAGGAUGGUAAAUCAGGAAGCAUUGUGGAGUGUAUGGAUGGCUGUUUUGGGCUUGUGCGGAAGAAAUCUGCAGGCACUGAUAUUUACCCAUCCAGACACAAAACAACCAUGUUUGCUGAUCAAAAUGAUGUUGACAAUUUUGUUCAAAGUUACACAGCAAAUGCCAAAGAAUCAAAUGUUGAAUGCAAUGAAUUUAAAGCUGGAGAAGUAACUGACAUGCUCAGGUCAAAAGGGAGAAACAAACUCUAUGAUGAAAAGGGUGUUUUUGGACGUGUUUGCAGACACGAUUUCCCAAAAGGCUUCCUCAACAUUAAACAUGGAGAAAGGAUAGCUUAUUCCGUGUACGAACUACAGCGUCUAUUAGACAAUUAUGAUGGGACAAGUGUUGAUGUAAAGAUUACAUGA